CUCCUCUCUCUCUCUCUCUCUCUCUCUCUCACACACACACACACACACACACACACACACACACUCCAACACUCCAUUGAAGUAGGUAUCUCUCGUCUGUUGAGCGCCACAGCGUCGCAAUAUUUCCCGCUCACCUGUAUCGCACCUCCGCUGCCUUGGGCCCCAUGUGGCCCCUCCCUCACCGGACUGGACCGAUAAAUGGGUUAAGUCUGUCUCUGGGAGAAGCCGAGAUAAAUGCGGCGAGAGCGUCGGGAGAUCCCCCUCCGCUGUUUUACUACCGAUCGGCACCCAAAGGCACCGUCCUCUCAUCUGCGACGUGUUGAUUCGACAGAGUAGAUUGAAUGUAAAUCGUGAUUUAUGGUUUUAUGAGGAGGAGACGGCCAGCAGCAGCGGUUCUUAGACCCAGACCCGUGGGCGGCUGGGUGGCGUCCGUCUGGGUGAGCUGAUAGGACGAAGACUUGGCACUCUACCUACCAACUGCUUCAUCCCAAAUUUUCCAGAUAUGGCGAUGAGAAGUGAGAUGUAGAAAUCGGAUGGGAGGCCAUACAUGUGGGUUUGCGCUUCAGCUGAAACGGACAAAAUUGCCCAUUUCUUUCUCCUCCUCCUCCUCCUUCUCCUCCUCCUCACCUAACCAGUUGAUAUUUUGUCUAAAAAGUGUGCAGCACAUGACACCCUGGUGAAUCCCCGAGGCUAGUCCCACACACAGACUGAAUGAGUUCAUCUCUGGCUGUCGGACGGACUCCUCAAAAGCGCAGGACGGAUGCAAACAGACUAAACAAAUCUUGGCAUUUUGGAACACCCUCAGCGUCUCCGCCUACGGUUUUAUAACCGAGUGGUGAAUCUGUCACCGGGGGACCCGUCGUUUCACAGACAGGGAGAAGAUGCCAUUCCACCAUGUGCGGGCGGGCUUGCUCUAUCCAGACAACUACCUGAGCAGCUCCCUGACGGAGGGCAGUGAAGCUUUUCAGCUCACCAGCAUCUCCACCGAGGAGCUGGGAGAGAUCCGUGAGGCAUUUCGUGUUUUGGAUCGGGAUGGGAAUGGUUUCAUCUCCAAACAGGAGCUGGGCAUGGCCAUGCGCUCCCUGGGUUACAUGCCCAGCGAAGUGGAGCUGGCCAUCAUCAUGCAGAGACUGGACAUGGAUGGGGACGGCCAGGUGGACUUUGAGGAGUUCAUGACAAUACUGGGGCCCAAGCUGCUGUCGUCCGACAACAGAGAAGGAUUCCUGGGCAACACCAUCGACAACAUCUUCUGGCAGUUUGACAUGCAGCAGCUGUCUCUGGAUGAGCUGAAGCAGGUGCUGUUCCACGCCUUCCGGGACCACCUGACAAUGAAGGACAUAGAGAACAUCAUCAUCACAGAGGAGGAGAGCCUCAAUGAAACCUCAGGGAACUGCCCCGAGUAUGAGGGAGUCCAUCCUAAGAAGAAGAACCGUCAGACGUGUGUGAGGAAAAGCCUGAUCUGCGCCUUUGCUAUGGCUUUCAUCAUCAGUGUCAUGCUAAUCGCAGCCAAUCAGAUGCUGCGAAAUGGCAUGGAGUAACCACUUGCACUGUGAGCAUGGGGAGUGGACAGAACAGCCAUGACCUCGCAUCUUUCUUGUCUUUACAGCCAAAGCUGGACCAGCCACAGACCAAGCACUUCUCUAAACAAUUUAUGUAUUUUCGUUCUCUAUUAUUUAAGUUAAACUUUCCUUGUAGAAGCAGACAGUGUGAUUUUAUGACAAUAUAUGUUUAUUCAGCAUUAAUGAUGUCACCAUGUAAUGUUACUGGACUUUCUGACACCUGAACUGGAAAAGUAUUAUGUUUUAUAUAUUUAUUGUUAGGUGAGUAGUAUGAUUUCUUCUGUUGUUUUUAAUACCAAGACCAACCUUUAAACCUUAUUUUCUUAUUACCCAAUAUAUUUUUCAGGUGCUUUGAGCCAUUCUAAUAAAAAAAAAAGAAAGUAAUAUUUCUAAUAGUUAGCCUGUAAAGGUAUCUACAUAUUAACCCCAAGAGAAGUUGCGUUGAAUGUGACCUGAGUGAAUGUGGGCACUGAAUGUCAGCUCAGUAUUAAAAUGUCUAUCACCAGUAAAUCCCUCACCUCUCAUGUGUUCAGGUAAUAAAUCACACUCUUUGUAAAACGUCCACAUCAUAGAGUUCUCAUAUCUUACUGCACUUUUAGUCUUUGUUUGUAUUUACAAGGAGCACAAGUUAAUACCCAG
This is a messenger RNA of Labrus mixtus (cuckoo wrasse), 2198 nucleotides long. It is a transcript of the gene caln2, whose product is annotated as calneuron 2. The transcript is spliced from 6 exons. The record is from RefSeq and is a predicted model, not a curated record. Lineage: Eukaryota; Metazoa; Chordata; Actinopteri; Labriformes; Labridae. The coding region runs from base 882 to 1538 and encodes 218 amino acids. Gene Ontology annotation, molecular function: calcium ion binding.